GUCGCGUGUGCCUUAUUACUAACUUCUUUCGAGACAGUCGUGAACGUACAUAACAAAAAUGGCUAAUAAUCUGAUCGAUUGUACUACAUUUUUUGUUGAUAGCAAUAUUUUUAUAAAUAUAGGAUUAGAUCCUGAUUUUUUGUUAAAUUGCGUUAUAUGCGUCUCAAAUAAUUUGCAGUGUGUUAAAAUGAGUGUUGAAUUAUAUAAAUCUCUAAAUAUAGCUCUUAACAACAUAAAUUUUUUACUACCAUCUCAUUUACUGUUGGAGGAGUUUAAAUUGAUAUCAAUAGAAGAAUACAACGGUGACAACGUUCUCUCAAUAAAGUGUUUGCAACAGGAUCAAGAUGUGCAAUUAACUAAAGAGAAUGUUUUAAGGAUCUUGCAAUUAAGUGAUGCCAUUGAAGAAGUUAUUCAGAUGAAAAAUGUAUACACACGGUCUACUGCAUUAAAUCAGGCCAGUAAAAUUGCAAUGUAUCUUGGAAAGGAAAUGCCGUUACCCAAAGAUACAAAAAUAAACGAUGUUGAAGAUUAUUUGACCCGUAUCAAUGUCCAAGAAUUGAAAGAACAACUUCCGUUCGCUGGUCUUUGUUUAAUAGCAGAUUUGAAGAUUAAAGCAGUCAAACAAUUGGCAAGGGGUUGGUUAUCUUCUUCGAUCGAAACUAAGCCUGAAGUCAACAGGCUGACGACGAGGGCAUUCCUAGCACGUAAAAGGGCAAAAGCAACCCGCAGAUUAAGUUUUCAUCUAUAA
This is a messenger RNA of Metopolophium dirhodum (rose-grain aphid), 748 nucleotides long. RefSeq lists its product as uncharacterized. Bases 59 to 748 code for a protein of 229 amino acids. Lineage: Eukaryota; Metazoa; Arthropoda; Insecta; Hemiptera; Aphididae. The transcript has 2 exons. The record is from RefSeq and is a predicted model, not a curated record.